AUGGGUGAGGAGGGAAUGGUCGCCCACAAGAAGCUCACGAUCCUGCCCCUCAUCGCCCUAAUCUUCUACGAGGUCUCCGGCGGCCCCUUCGGCGUUGAGGACUCCGUCAGAUCCGGCGGCGGGCCCCUCCUCUCCCUACUCGGCUUCCUCGUCUUCCCCUUCUUCUGGAGCAUCCCGGAGGCACUGGUCACGGCGGAGCUCGCCACCAGCUUCCCGGCCAACGGCGGCUACGUCCUCUGGAUCUCGUCGGCCUUCGGCCCCUUCUGGGGCUUCCAGGAGGGCCUCUGGAAGUGGUUCAGCGGGGUCAUGGACAACGCACUCUACCCGGUCCUCUUCCUCGACUACCUCAAACGCUCCUUCCCGGUUUUCGAACAGACGGCCGCCCGGAUCCCGGCCCUGCUGGCCAUUACGGUCGUGCUGACGUAUUUGAACUACAGAGGACUGCACAUUGUGGGCUACUCGGCCGUCUUACUCGCUUGUUUCUCGCUUUUCCCAUUUCUCGUGAUGGGCAUAUUGGCCGUACCCCGUCUCCAGCCCAGGAGAUGGCUUGCCAUGGAUUACCGGAGAGUAAGCUGGCGGGGCUACUUCAAUAGCCUCUUCUGGAACUUGAACUACUGGGAUAACGCCAGUACGCUGGCAGGUGAGGUUGAGAACCCGGCCCGGGCCUUCCCCAGGGCCUUGUUUGGGGCAAUUGUUCUGGUUGUGUGCUCGUAUCUUGUUCCUCUGCUGGCGGGUACAGGGGCUGUGCAGACGGACCCCGGAGAUUGGAGUGACGGGUAUUUUGCGGAGGUGGGAAUGUUGAUCGGAGGCCAGUGGCUGAGGUGGUGGAUUCAGGCGGCGGCCGCUUUCUCGAACUUGGGCCUAUUUGAGGCUGAGAUGAGCAGUGAUGCUUACCAGCUUUUGGGGAUGAGCGAGAUAGGGAUGCUGCCAGCAGUGUUUGCUUCCAGAUCAAAAUACAACACACCCACAUUCAGCAUCUUGUGCUCUGCAUCGGGCGUGAUACUCCUAUCUUGGAUGAGCUUUCAAGAAAUCCUCGAAUUCCUCAACUUCCUUUAUGCAAUCGGCAUGCUUUUCGAAUUUGCUGCAUUCAUAAUGUUACGAAUAAAAAAACCGGACCUACACAGACCUUACCGAGUCCCCCUGCAAACUACCGGCUCGAUUUUCCUCUGCUUGCCACCUGUACUCUUACUGGCGCUCGUCAUGUCCCUUGCGUCCCUUAACACAUUCCUAGUCAGUGGUGUCGUGAUUUUGUUCGGGUUUGCUCUUUAUCCAGCUUUGAUUCAAGCAAAGGAGAGAAAGUGGGUUGAUUUCCACACCGAUAUCGGAUUAGACUCAGGUGGCGACAAUCUCGAGAGACAGGCGGUUGUGUUGGAAAACGGGCAGGUUAGCGACGAGGCAGCCCGUGGCCUUUUAGAAGGAUCUUCUGCUGAUUUUUCACACGAGGACUUUGCAAAAUCAGAGUAG
Molecule: messenger RNA, 1464 nt
Organism: Striga hermonthica
Lineage: Eukaryota; Viridiplantae; Streptophyta; Magnoliopsida; Lamiales; Orobanchaceae
Source: the annotation of a GenBank genome assembly